This is a messenger RNA of Exophiala bonariae, 957 nucleotides long. RefSeq lists its product as uncharacterized. Gene Ontology annotation, molecular function: catalytic activity. The coding region runs from base 1 to 957 and encodes 318 amino acids. NCBI's taxonomy places the organism in Eukaryota, Fungi, Ascomycota, Eurotiomycetes, Chaetothyriales, Herpotrichiellaceae. The transcript has 3 exons. The record is from RefSeq and is a predicted model, not a curated record.
AUGACCAAAGUCCGAGUUGGAGCAGUGCAAGCCGAGCCUGGUUGGCUUGAUCUUGGCAAAAGUGUGGACAAGACCAUAUCCUUAAUCCAGCAGGCGGCGGAGGAUGGAGUCAACGUUCUCGGGUUUCCAGAAGUCUGGAUCCCAGGGUCACUAUGGACCAAAAGCGUUCUCGACAACACGGAAAUGGUGCACAAGUAUAUGGCUAACUCGCUGUUGCGCGACUCUCCCGAGAUGAAAAGAAUUCAGCAGGCCGCAAAAGAGGCAAAGAUGGUUGUUGUGCUCGGUUACAGUGAGCGAGAUGGAGCUAGCUUGUACAUGGGACAAUCUUUCAUCUCUGGAGAUGGAGAGAUAGUGCAUCAUCGACGCAAAAUCAAGCCUACCCAUGUCGAGCGAACACUUUGGGGCGAAGGGCAAGCCGAGUCACUCAAGACUGUGAUUGACACACCUUUCGGCAAAGUCGGUGGGCUCAAUUGUUGGGAACAUCUGCAGCCACUGCUACGAUACUAUGAAUAUGCACAGGGAGUGCAAAUUCAUAUUGCAAGCUGGCCGGCCGAGUUCUCUAUGCCAGACCCAGCUGUCUUGGCAUGGCAGUAUCAUGAGACUGGGGAAGCAAGUUAUCGUGCGAGCCAAUUCAUGGCCAUCGAGGGCCAGACCUUUGUGGUCGUCGCAUCGCAGAUCCUAACGGAGCAAAAUCUGGAGUUGAAUAAUCUCACUGCCGCACCACCGAUUAAAACGCCUGGUGGUGGGUUUUCGAUGAUUUUUGGGCCUGACGGAAAGCCUCUCGCAAAGGCAUUAACAGAUGGGGAAGAAGGAAUUCUGGUUGCAGACAUCGAUUUGAGGGAUAUUGAUAGGGCGAAGGCGUUCAUCGACACGGUCGGACACUAUGCAAGGCCUGAUCUGCUCAGCCUUCUCGUCAAUCCAUCGCAGGACAAGCAUAUAACAGUCAUGAAGAAGUGA